CUCUCAGGAGUCGUUUCGAGAGAUUUUUUUUUUUUUUUCGUAAAGUUCAAAGUUUCCUCCCCUCACCAGGGUUACCAUGGCGACCAUGGCAAGCACUACAAGGGCCACGACGACAAGCACAAGUACUACGGCGACGCCCACAGCGGCAAGAAGGGAGGGAAGGGUCACCACUACGGCUCCAAGGGUCACCACAACAAAGGUCACAAGGACAAGGGCUUCAAGAACGUGUACCACAAGGAGGAAUACGGCCACACCAAGAAGUUCUACGACGACCACGACGACAAGAAGUACCACAGCAACUACGACGACCUCGAUACCUACUUCAAGGCACACAAGGGCAGCGACUACAAGGGAGGCCACUACAAGGGCGGACACCAUCGCGAUGCCCAUGGCCACAAGGGGCACCACGAGAAGGGCAAAUACCACGACGACCACGCAGGCCAUGAUGGCCACUACGGUGACAAGGGCCACUAUGGCCAUAAGAGCUCCUAUGGCGACCACGGUGGACACAAAGGUCAUUAUGGUCACGACGAUCAUAAGGGAUAUGGCCAUGGCGGCCACGGUGGUGGAUAUGGUCACGGUGGCCAUGGAGGUGGACAUGGUAGCGGAUAUGGCCAUGGUGGCCACGGAGGCGGUUAUGGCCAUGGUGGCCACGGAGGUGGUUAUGGCCAUGGUGGACACGGAGGAGGCUACGGCGCCCACUCCACCGUCCAGGUCGUCCACCAGGCGGCGCCCAAGAGCUUCGAGUCCUUCGGCGACUUCGCCUUCGCAGGACACUGAGGACCUCCUUCGAGGCCGAUGCCCGGCGGGUCGCCCUCCGCCCCCCGCCGGGUACGCUGUCUCCUCGAUCCACGCCCGGCACAUCCUGAGAGAUCUGCCCUGUAUAUAACAU
Messenger RNA from Penaeus monodon (black tiger shrimp), 892 nucleotides. Its product is annotated as cold and drought-regulated protein CORA-like. The annotation marks the transcript as partial. Lineage: Eukaryota; Metazoa; Arthropoda; Malacostraca; Decapoda; Penaeidae. The transcript has 4 exons. The record is from RefSeq and is a predicted model, not a curated record.